Molecule: messenger RNA, 1404 nt
Organism: Pyrus x bretschneideri (Chinese white pear)
Lineage: Eukaryota; Viridiplantae; Streptophyta; Magnoliopsida; Rosales; Rosaceae
Product: UDP-URONIC ACID TRANSPORTER 1
Exons: 4
Coding region: 233-1156 (307 amino acids)
Cellular component (GO): Golgi apparatus
Molecular function (GO): antiporter activity
Source: RefSeq, a predicted model, not a curated record
GGCUAAUAAAAUAAUAAGGCAAGAAAGAUGUAAAAUUAAAAUUACCCAAAAAUUAAAAAAGAAAAUUAAAAAAAGGAAGGAAAAGCAAAAGCCAAAGACCAAGACUGCAGAAAUAAUAACUUUCCAUUGAAGCUCAGAGCAGAGCUUCUUCUCCAAACAAAUCCAAUCCAAGGCUUCCAAGCACCUGUUCCACCAAACAAAAUCUCUCCUCCUCCUUCAACCCAUUUGAGCAAUGUCGUCAAAGAAGCAAGCCAUUUUCAUAUCUUCCCUCAUAAUCCUCUGGUACUCAUCAAACAUCGGCGUCCUCCUACUCAACAAGUUCUUACUCUCCAACUAUGGCUUUCGAUUCCCAAUCUUCCUCACAAUGUGCCACAUGGCCGCCUGUGCAGUUCUCAGCUACCUCUCCAUCGUCUUCCUCAAGAUUGUGCCCCUCCAGACCAUCAAAUCUCGGUCCCAGUUCCUCAAGAUUGCCACUUUGAGCGUUGUCUUUUGUGGGUCCGUCGUGGGUGGGAAUAUCUCUCUCAGGUACCUUGCUGUUUCUUUCAAUCAGGCUGUCGGUGCAACGACGCCGUUUUUCACCGCCCUGUUUGCGUAUUUGGCGACCUUGAAGAGGGAGGCCUGGGUUACCUAUGCUGCUCUUGUGCCUGUUGUUGCCGGGGUGGUGAUUGCCAGUGGGGGCGAGCCAAGUUUUCACUUCUUUGGGUUUGUUAUGUGCAUUAGUGCAACUGCUGCAAGGGCCUUUAAGUCUGUUCUUCAGGGUAUCCUACUUUCUUCCGAAGGGGAGAGGUUGAACUCAAUGAAUUUGCUGCUGUACAUGUCUCCGAUUGCUGUUCUAGUUUUGUUGCCUGCUGCACUUAUAAUGGAGCCCAAUGUUGUAGAUGCCACUCUGUCACUUGGAAGGGAGCAUAAAUUCAUGUGGUUACUUCUUUUGAUUAAUUCAGUGAUGGCAUAUUCUGCUAAUUUGUCAAAUUUUUUGGUGACCAAACAUACAAGUGCAUUAACGCUUCAGGUAUUAGGCAAUGCAAAAGGCGCAGUGGCUGUUGUUAUCUCAAUUCUUUUAUUCAAGAACCCCGUGACUGCUAUCGGCAUUGGCGGUUACAUGAUAACUGUUAUGGGAGUCGUUGCCUAUGGAGAAGCAAAACGGAGGCUCAGAUAAGUGAUCCUUGACAUUUACCAAAUUCUUUGUUUUUGAAGGCUUAAGUAUUUUGUUAGUGAGAUUAUGUGCACGUAGAUUCUUAGCGCAUAUUGUUUUAGCAGAGAGAGAGAGAGAGAGAGAAUUCAUUGUGAUCGUGUAUUAGAGAAAGAAAGAUAAUCCAUUUUGGUGGUGUAUUAUUAUGUAUACAAGCAACUCCUUUUGUACCAGAUUCAAUCCUAAUUAUUCAUAGAGCUAAUGUAUUUCCAGUC